Solanum lycopersicum (tomato) is the source of this 1048-nucleotide messenger RNA. The record is from RefSeq and is a predicted model, not a curated record. Lineage: Eukaryota; Viridiplantae; Streptophyta; Magnoliopsida; Solanales; Solanaceae.
AUGCACGGUACAGAUGUCGCACAUUAUGCAAAUGAGUUUGUUCCUUUCCAAACAUAUUUGCUAUUGGGGGCAUUUGUCUCCGAGUCGAUCAAGGAGUAUGGAAUUCCUCUUCAUCAAUUCAGCUGGACAAUUGAUAAGGGCACAAUUGUUGAACCAAUAGAUAAAGUCAUACCCCCUGAACCACCAUUGCUGCCACCAACGCUGCUAAAAACUACAUCGUUUGACAGUUUCGAUUAUCAAACUAUAGGCUUUGAAGUCGGUACUUCUCAAAAUAUAUUUACAAUUGAUCCUCCAUACCUACAAGCUAUCGCAUUAAAGACAUGGUCUGAUGAAAUAAAAUCGGUUCUCAACACAUACACAACAAAAAGCACCACAGCUAUAGGCUCUCUUUUGUUUGUGCCAUUUGAAGAACACAUAGUGCCUAUUGUCAACAUCCAGCAACAAUCUUUGGAGCAAGUAUUCCACGUGCAAGCUCAAUUGUUAAUAUCCAAUGAAACUCAAAAAUUCUGUGUCUUAGUCUUCUCUGACUACAAGAAAGUAUUUCCAAGGAUUUGGACACAGAGAACAUUCUAUUGUACAACUUGCCGUCGACCAACACAACUCACACCAAGAUGCCAGUUUGAAGUAACCAUCAAGGAUGAUACUGGUUCAACAACAACCAUGAUUUCAGAUAAAAUUGGAGAAGAACUAUUGUCUCUAACUGUAGCAGAAAUUCAAGACAUACGUUGCAUCAAGAAACAACUGUUGUUUGCCAAAAACAAGGAUGCAUCUUCAGCAAAACUGUUUAUCAUGUCAAUCACCGAGAAAGAUAUAGCUAGCAAUCUGCCACUGCCCAUCAACGCACCAAGAACUCCAGAAAGCAGUAAACGCAAGCUGAAGCAAAUCAUGAUAAAAGAAGACUAAAAUAUAUUCUCUCUACACGACUCUCAAUUGCUAUGCAGCAAUAAAUGUUGUUUGUCCUAUUAAUUUUAAAACUAAUGCUUGCAUUUGUUUUUGGAUAUGUUUAUGAUGUUAUAUGUAAAUUCUGGGUUAAAUCUAUAUAGGAAAA